Molecule: messenger RNA, 2940 nt
Organism: Carassius gibelio (silver crucian carp)
Lineage: Eukaryota; Metazoa; Chordata; Actinopteri; Cypriniformes; Cyprinidae
Product: solute carrier family 2, facilitated glucose transporter member 11
Exons: 1
Coding region: 213-1733 (506 amino acids)
Biological process (GO): monosaccharide transmembrane transport
Cellular component (GO): membrane
Molecular function (GO): hexose transmembrane transporter activity
Source: RefSeq, a predicted model, not a curated record
UGUGAAAUACCAACAGACCGACGUCAUUUUUCAGGAAGUUCAGACUGCAUCACUCUGUUCAAUGACAGGAGAUCAUCAGGUUCUGCAUGUGUGUAUUCGAUCGAAAUGUUUUUAAAUAUAUUUAUUUGCAUAAUAAUGGCACAUAUAUUACACGUGAGUUGCUUGUUUUUCCUCUGACUAUAUAAAAAAGUAAAAGAUAAAAAGAACAAGAAAUGAAUGACACUGUAAAGCGAGGAGGUUGCACACGCACUCUUGCAUUAACUGUGUGCUCUGCAGCCAUCGGUGGCACUUUUCAGUAUGGCUACAAUAUUUCAAUCAUCAAUGCACCCACAGCUUAUGUGCAGAAGUUCAUUAAUGAGACCUGUAUGAAGAGAUGGGGUACUGCUCUCGAGUCCAGUCAGGUGACACUGAUAUGGACCUUUAUAGUCUCCAUUUACUCCCUCGGAGGACUUCUGGGAUCCCUGCUUGCUGGCCCAAUGGCUAUUAAGUGCGGACGUAAAGGUGCACUGCUGCUAAACAACUGCUUCCUUUUUGUGAGCGCAGUCCUGGCUCUGUGCAGUCGCUCUGCCGGAUCUUUUGAGAUGAUCAUCCUUGCUCGUCUGCUGGUGGGGGUCAAUGCUGGGGUUAGUAUGAACGUCCAGCCCAUGUACUUUGGAGAGAGUGCACCUAAGCACCUGAGAGGUGCUGUUGCCUUUUCUUCUGCUGUUUUCACUGCUCUAGGGAUCUUGAUGGGCCAGGUUACGGGUCUGACUGAAGUUCUGGGGAGUGAAUCUCUCUGGCCUUAUCUGCUGGCGAGCAACGCUCUCCCUGGCCUAGUGCAGCUGGUCACUUUGCCCUGGUUUCCAGAGAGCCCACGCUACCUGCUUAUUGACCGAGGAGACCGAGAGGCAUGCGGUCAAGCCCUGAAACGCCUCCGAGCGUGCAGCGUUUUUACUGAUGAGAUGGAAGAGAUCCUCCAGGAACGGGCAGGAGCAGGCGAUGCCCAUGCCAAAACGCUGUGGGAGCUGUUCGGUGACCGAAGUCUUCGCAGGCAGCUCUGCACCGUGAUGGUUGCCAGCAGUGCCAUGAUGUUGUGUGGGAAUGAUUCCAUUUACUUCUACGCCUCCUACAUCUUUCAAGAAGUCGGUAUUCCAGCAGACAGGAUCCAGUAUGUCACGAUUGGCACGGGUGCCUGUGAGUUCACGUCUGCUCUGGUGUGUAAUCUCCUGAUCGAGCGUGUUGGCCGCAGGUUGCUCCUCGCAGGCGGGUAUCUGCUCAUGGCUUGCUGGGCGGUGGUCUUCACUGUCGCUCUUUCACUGGAGGGCAAAGUGGCCGGCAUGCCCUAUCUGAGUAUGGUCUGCAUGUUUGCCUACAUCUUGAGCUUUGGCAUGGGUCCCGCAGGGGUCACCGGGAUCCUUCCCGCCGAGAUCUUCGACCAAAUGGCACGUCCCGCAGCUUACAUGGUCGCCGGUUCCAUGAUGUGGCUUAACCUCUUCCUCAUAGGAAUGGCAUUUCCGUUCAUAGUUAAGGGCCUGGGACAGUUCUGCUUCAUCCCCUUCUGUGGAGUUUGUGUGGCGGCAUGUCUUUUCAUCAGUUUCACUUUGCCUGAAACCAAAGGAAGGACUCUAGCAGAGAUCACUGAGGAGUUUGAGAAGCGGAAUAAGAAAGGCACAGCUAAUGGGCUUCCUGAAUACGGGCAGCAAUGUCAGAGUCUGACGGAUCCAUCAGAAUUCCUAGAGACUGAGAAGAUCUGAGAGAGAUCAGGCUGAUUUUAUGUUGCUACUGUAUUCAGAUUUUAUCAGUUUUGCCUCUCUUUUUUCAUCUGGUCUAUUAAUUUAUUUUAAAAUACCUUGAAAAUGUUGGGUAUAGUUCAUACAAAAAGUUAUACACUUUUGUAAAGGUAAGGGAAAUGUUAUAAAUUUUUACUUUAUGGUUACGCUACAAUAUUUGUUGUUGAAAAAUCACUAAAUGGAAAUGUUUCUUGCCAUAUGAAACUAGCAUGAAUACCCCAUGAAAAAAAAAAAGGUUUUCUGGCAUGACGCACUUUGAGCUGCAUUUGAUUUAAAAGCGCUCCAUGUUGCAAAGGUGUUUUUAAUUUUAUUUUAUUUUUUUUAUUGUUUUUACUUUUAUUAUGUAUUCUUAUUUAUCAUCUGUAUUUUCCCCUUCCCUCCUUCCCCUUUGAUUGAUGUGCAGCAUAAUACCAGUAUGUGCAAUUGAAAAAAAAAAAAGUGUAUGUUGGGAAAUUAUGUAAAACUGUGAUUUGAUUCUCCUUAUCAGAGAUGCUUUUUAUUUUAUUUUUGUACUGUUUCCCAGAAAACUUGAAUCUUGAUGCCUGCAAAAGUGAAAUGCCUUUAAAAUUUGCACGUAUGUAUUUUACCUCAUUCUGUGUCUCAUAAUAUAAUAUUAUUUAACAUUUAUUGCAAAAGGUGUAACUUAUUUUGAAAGAUACACACAAAGAGUAAUGCAAUUUUACUAUGUAUUGCAUUUGUUAAAGAUCAAUGCAGUUAUUGCCUGUAUGAGAUCUUAUCAGGUAUCUGAGUAUAUGUUUGUUGUACCAGCAGAUGGCACUAUAUCAAUAUCACUGUUUGUUUGUAUGUUUUUUUUUUUCUGUCAGCACUGUUGGUCAUCUCAAUCGGAUGUGUAAUUUUUUUACCAAAAACAACGAAUUUCACAGCAUGCCGUUGCAUUUAGGUAUAUCCACAGUUGUAAAGGACGACAAUCCGUAUUAUAUCCCUCAUUUGUGCCUUAUAAUCAGAUAAGUGAUGUCUACUCAAAUAUCCAAAGUAAUAACCUAUAUUCAACCAAAUUAAAAACAGAAUAUUCAAUCCAAGUGUUUUGUAUUGUAUUAUGAUUACGGUUAGUCCUAAUUCCUUUAAAUCAUUGGAACUGCAAUCUAUCAAAAAUGCUGUAUAUUCAAACUGAGUUUGUAACUAUAAAGAAAGUUGCUUGAUUGAAAUCUGA